This is a messenger RNA of Syngnathus typhle (broad-nosed pipefish), 2172 nucleotides long. It is a transcript of the gene prl, whose product is annotated as prolactin. The record is from RefSeq and is a predicted model, not a curated record. Gene Ontology annotation, cellular component: extracellular region. Gene Ontology annotation, biological process: response to nutrient levels; positive regulation of receptor signaling pathway via JAK-STAT; positive regulation of cell population proliferation. Bases 1220 to 1858 code for a protein of 212 amino acids. The transcript has 5 exons. NCBI's taxonomy places the organism in Eukaryota, Metazoa, Chordata, Actinopteri, Syngnathiformes, Syngnathidae. Gene Ontology annotation, molecular function: hormone activity.
AAGUGACAAUGAAUCACCUUCAGAUGUCAACGAGGCGGUAUCCUGCAACUUGUAGAAUGAUUUUUUUUUUUUCUCUUUUUGGAAGGGGGCGUGUGUUCCUCUUGGAGUGUGCAUGUGUGUUUGCAUUUAAAACAGGAGGUGCUGACACAAAAAGGGGGAAGGGGGAUAUGGUUAGAACAAAAUGAGCUAGGAGUUAUACACCUAACGACAACAAUGCAACAGAAAAAAAAGAAAAGAAAAAACUUUCAGUUUAGUUUGAAAUGUAUCUUCUGUGAGAUUAGUCCUGGAGAUUUUUCGUACAUGCAGGAUCUAAUUUUUGCUUGAAAAGUCAUUUCUUAUCAGCAAGUAGAACUCGAAUAUAAGAUCAGAGGACAGAGGAAAGUCAACGUAUAGGACACACAUGGGAGACGUGCUGCACAUGUACGAACACCAUAACACGGGAGGAGUACAAACUAAAAUGGGUCAUAAACAGUACAAAGGCCGGCAAAGUAGAACUUUGUGUCCAUGGAGAAGACAAGGGGGACGACAUUAUAGCAUGCUGAAGGAAAGUUUGUGACCUUUGCUCGUCUUUGAAGGGUCUCAAAAAAAAAAAUCUACACACUCAAGAAAUACAGAAUAGCAUACUUUCGAUUUCCAGAACUGAUAAGAAAAAAAAAACUGCAGUAUAUAAUGAACUUAUGUUUUUAUCUUUGCUAAGCCAAUCAACACAGUAAAGAAUACGAUUCCCAAAGGAGAUGGGUAGAAAAAGUCUACACACCCCUGCUGGCACACUCACCGCCGUUCUUGAUUGAUUUGUUCAAAAUGUGCCUGGUUUAAAAUGAAAAGUCAAUUGAUUACAGCAAUAAAGGUCAGUUGGGUCAUUUCUAAUCCACCCAUCAAACUAAGAAUAAACGGGAAGAAAGUACGUCACAAAGUCAUUGACAAACAUUGCCUGCAUGUUUUUAUUCAUCCACCUAAUUGUGACCAAAAAGCUUUUUCCACUUCCGUGCCACGCAAAAACGUCAACCUGUGGCUGUUGCAUUCAUUCACAUCUCCUGCACUAUGCUUGCAUUAUGAACCAGACUAACAAGUACCAAACAAUUAGCACAUGCUGUGGUUACUGCUACAUAACCAAACAGUCGAAGCGGACGAACUAUAAAAUGGAAGGAAACCCGAGUCCAAGCAAAGAAGUGACGGGAAAAAGAGGAGAAAUCAAAGAGCAACAGCCCAGGGAAGAAAAAUGGCUCACGGAAGAUGGAAUGGUAGGAAACCUUUCAUCACUGUGUUGUAUGUGGUAGCAGUCUGCAGCGGUGUCCCGGUCAGCGACCUACUGGACCGGGCCUCUCAGCACUCUGACAAACUCCACUCUCUGAGCACAACGCUCACCCACGAGAUAGAUUCUCAUUUAACUCCUAUAGGCCGGAUGCUCAUGCCCCGGCCUUCAGCGUGCCACACAUCGUCAUUGCAGACACCCAGUGACAAAGAGCAAGCCCUUCAAGUGUCUGAGUCAGAGCUGCUCUCCCUGGCUCGUUCCUUGCUCCGAGCCUGGGUGGACCCGCUGGUGGUUUUGUCCUCUUCCGCUAAUACCCUGCCACACCCGUCUCAAAGCAAAAUCAUCAAUAAGAUCCAGGAGUUGCAGGAGCAUUCCAAGAACCUUGGAGAUGGUCUCAACAUCCUAUCUGGCAAGAUGGAGCCGGCAGCUCAGACCAUCUCCUCGCUGCCCUACAGAGGCGGCAAUGACAUCGGGCAGGACAAGACAUCGAAAUUAAUCAAAUUUCAGUUUCUCUUGUCCUGCUUUCGCCGCGAUUCCCACAAGAUCGACAGCUUUUUGAAAGUCCUCCGAUGCCGGGCAGCAAAACUGCAACCUCACUUGUGUUGAAGAGCGAAACACCACACCGGACCGGACCGGACAGCUUUGAGAUUUUUCUUUUCCAAAAGCUUGUAUAGUAUAGCACUUCAGUCUAGCAAUAUACAUUAUGAUUUAGAUGGCUUAUAUUAUUUAAUAGGGGAUGAUGAUGUCAGGUGAAGGCAUAGUUUGAAGAAGUAGUAUAAAGCUUUGGUCUGCUCAUCUCAUUUCUCAUCAUUAUUUAACAAUCAAAUACGGUGAUGUUCUAGUUUAGUCACAUCUGAAACCUGAUUUUCGGAUUUGUUGGCUGUUUUUCACUGGCUGCAAACAUUGAGAUUGAAUAAAAU